Messenger RNA from Anneissia japonica, 1495 nucleotides. Its product is annotated as RNA exonuclease 4-like. The transcript is spliced from 9 exons. The record is from RefSeq and is a predicted model, not a curated record. Gene Ontology annotation, biological process: rRNA processing. Gene Ontology annotation, cellular component: nucleus. Lineage: Eukaryota; Metazoa; Echinodermata; Crinoidea; Comatulida; Comatulidae. Gene Ontology annotation, molecular function: nucleic acid binding; 3'-5' exonuclease activity. Bases 146 to 1306 code for a protein of 386 amino acids.
AUCACAGUAUAAAUUACAUGGUUCUAUAAAUUUGAACCUCCACCACAGGACCGAGGUGACGUGAGAAGUUUGUAAACACCAGUGAGCCAAUGCAAGGAAAUCUGUUUCUACUAUUACUAUUUCAGGCCAGCUGCAUUAUUGCAAAAUGAAAUCUCAUAAUAGCAAGUCUACAAGUGGAUUUACAGUAUCAGUUACAGAGAAACGUUGUACAGGCCAACAAUCAACGUUAGGUAAUACGAAAAAGACAGCCAACAAGCAGAAAAGAGGUUUGAUAAUGGAUAAUGAAGACAAGAGUCAACAAAAAGUGUGUAUGAUUUCAGGAGAAGAUGUAGUGAAGGAACAGUCUCCAACUGAUAACACUCAACUUCCAAUCGUAAUUAGCUCCAAAAGGAAACACAGGGAUAGAUGUAGCCAGUAUGAAAAUGUAGAUUCCAACUGGAAGGCCCUAUUUCAGACAUUACCAAGAAAUGAAAAUAUUGUUGCCAAAUUUCAUAAAAGAAAAAAGGUAAAAAUACAAAAGACAGACAAGAAAAGUGUCUGGAAACAUGAAAAGGAAGAUGAUACAGAAGAUAUUUGGUUUGAUGAUGUAGAUCCAUCUUUACUAGAAUCUUGCGACAUUGUGGAUCAACAGAAAUCACCAGUUGCUCUUGUAGAUGAUGACGGUGAUGACCGACUUACAAGGCAUGUUGCUCUAGAUUGUGAGAUGGUUGGCAUUGGUUAUAAAGGGCAGGACAGUGUUCUAGCUAGAGUUUCAAUCGUUAAUGAAUUUGGAAAAUGUGUAUAUGAUAAAUAUGUCAAAGCAAGGGAAAGGGUGACUGACUUUAGAACUCCUGUGAGUGGGAUAAAACCUCAUCACAUCAAAUCUGGAGAAGAUUUCAAAAAUGUGCAGAAGGAGGUAGCAGAUAUCUUAAAAGACAGAAUUAUUAUUGGACAUGCACUAUCAAAUGAUCUUAAGGUAUUAUUUCUAGGUCAUCCAAAGAAGAACAUACGAGACACUUCUGAGUAUAAACCAUUUCGAAGAUUAAACAAGGGCUCUAAACCCAGCUUGAAAACGCUUGCUAAGCUUAUCCUAAACAUAAAUAUACAAGGUGGUGAACAUGAUUCAGUUGAAGAUGCCCGUGUUGCUAUGAGGCUGUACAUGUUACACAAGAAAGAAUGGGAAAAAUCAAGGAAAUUAAAAUCGAAAGGAUUACUAAAUCACCAAACAAAAUUGCACCAUAACAAAGACUCAACAAUUACCAAAAAUGAGAAAAGGAGAAAGAUUAAAUUGUUCAGACUCAAAAAUGCACAGAAAAAGCGUAGAUAAAGUAUAAUUGCUAUAAAGCUUUGUUAAAUUUAGGUAUGAAGUAUGUAUUCAUGUGAAUUAUUUUCACUUUCUGAGGAAAAAAUGAACAUGCAAGUGUUUUUAACAACUUUAAAAAAAAAUUCUUAUUUUAAGACAUUAAAAAGAUGACAAAAGAAAUUGUAAUUCCAAAUUAAAGGAAGUAUUAUCCUA